AUGUCGCGUUAUAUCCCACAAACAAGGAAUGGAAAAUGUAAAAUACAAUUAAAAAAGUUCAUGUUUGUUAAAUUUAAUUUUUCUUUUUAUAACCCUAAAAUUUUCACUAACUUAAUCACAAAACGGCUGUUCUCUGGCAAUAACCCUGUAAAUAAUAGUUUACACAAGAAUAUAUACAAUAAUGAGCUCCAAUCGAAGCUAAAAACUGGCAAAAUCACCUAUUACGACGUAUUACAAGUUUCACCAACUGCUAACAAAAAUGAAAUUAAAAAGGCAUAUUUGAGAUUAGUCAAGGAGUAUCAUCCUGAUGUGAAUAAAAACACUGAGACGAGGUCGAUUUUCCUCUGUAUUAAAGAAUCACAUGAUGUUUUAACUGAUCGCAACAAACGAAUUCUCUAUGAUCAAAAACUUAGCCAAUUUGAGGGUAGAGGGAGUAUAUACAAUAAAUCAACUAUCUUAAGGAGGGGCACUGGAUAUGAUAUGGGUAAUGUUAUGAGUGGAUUAAUUGUUAUAGAUUCUGCUGAAUCUGAGCGGUGGGAACGAUAUCAAAGAUACACCAAAGGAGAAAGAAAUGAUUCUGUAGAGGACCCUAAUAUUUGGAUUAAAACUAUUGGGUCAAUAUUAAUCUCAUGUUUAACAGUAUCAAUAGGAUGUUUAGUGUUUGGUCAUUUGUUAACCAAAUUCCCCCAAUCAAGUGAAGUGGAUGAUAAGUAUGAUGUUGACUCAGUAAGAGAUGAGCACAUGGUUAAGGCUUACUACAAUCCAAUAACUGAGAGGUGGGAGAGGAUAAUAGAUCCUUUUGAAGCUCCUCUUCCUGAGGUACUUAUUUCCCACUACAAAGGCCGUGUUGAGUCUUCCGAAUUAAGUAAAAUUCCUCUCAAAAAUCUCACAAUAUUCCAGGUAUCCACUACCAUUCACCGAUUUUAUUGA
Molecule: messenger RNA, 930 nt
Organism: Theileria annulata
Lineage: Eukaryota; Apicomplexa; Aconoidasida; Piroplasmida; Theileriidae
Product: molecular chaperone (DnaJ-like), putative
Exons: 5
Coding region: 1-930 (309 amino acids)
Biological process (GO): protein refolding
Cellular component (GO): cytoplasm
Source: RefSeq, a predicted model, not a curated record